Messenger RNA from Anopheles moucheti, 6420 nucleotides. RefSeq names its product lysine-specific demethylase lid (gene Kdm5). The record is from RefSeq and is a predicted model, not a curated record. Gene Ontology annotation, molecular function: histone demethylase activity; DNA binding. The transcript has 4 exons. Gene Ontology annotation, biological process: chromatin remodeling. Gene Ontology annotation, cellular component: nucleus. NCBI's taxonomy places the organism in Eukaryota, Metazoa, Arthropoda, Insecta, Diptera, Culicidae. The coding region runs from base 194 to 4924 and encodes 1576 amino acids.
GGAAAAGGGGGAAAAUACAGGAAAAAAUAUGUUCGCAUCGUGUCCUUGGAUGAAGAAAAAUCCACCUAUAGCAAUUGGAUAUCAGACUCAGUGUUGAAGGAAAUCAGAUCCAUUACACCAUCUUUUUUUCUUCCCCGUUGCCCCGUUCAAUUGUUCUGCUGGCACCGUGAAGCUAUGGUAGCAUCUGAGAACGAUGAAAAAUAAAUCUAAAAACUCUUUGACGAACGGAAGUGGCAGUAGCAGUGGGAGCAGUAGCAGCAGCAACAGCAGUGGCAGUGGUAGUGAUAAUUACGCCAACGGCAGCACCUAUGGGUCCUCCGGAGCAACGAUGACUGGUGCGGCAGGAGGAGGCCCGGGGUCGAACAGUGCCUCCGCUGGGACGAUCAAUGGAGGCGGCAGACAUGUUCAAUCUUCGUCGGGCCUGAGUGCUGGAAAUUCGCCGAACCGUGGUUCCAUUGCGACCGCCGAUGCCGGAGCAUCGUCCGGUCCGGGGGUUGCUGAUUGUGCGGAUGAGCAGCAAGAGCAGCAACCGAUGAACUAUCACAACCAUAAUGCUCAUCACAGUAAUCGCAACCAUUUGUAUCAGCAGCAAAAGCAGCAGGGUGGCAACCGGCCGCAUAUAUCGCUCGACAAGUGCGAUGACUUUCAGUUCAGCGUUCCACCGGAAGCUCCUGUUUUCGAACCGUCGGAGGAAGAUUUCAAAAAUCCGCUCGUCUACAUCAACAAAAUACGGCCGACGGCGGAAAAGUAUGGAAUCUGCAAAAUACGACCGCCGAGCUCCUGGCAGCCUCCGUUCACCGUGGACGUGGAAAAGCUGACCUUUACGCCACGCAUUCAGCGGCUGAAUGAAUUGGAAGCGGAAACACGCAUCAAGCUGAACUUUCUCGAUCAAAUUGCCAAAUUUUGCGAGCUACAAGGAACGACGCUGAAGAUACCGAUGGUCGAACGGAAACCGCUCGAUCUGUACACGCUGCACAAGAUCGUCAAUCAGGAGGGUGGUUUGGAGGUGGUGACGAAGGAGCGCAAAUGGUCGAAGGUGGCGUGCCGCAUGGGUUACCAGCAGGGCAAAAGUGUGGGCUCUAAUCUACGCAUCCACUACGACCGGUUGCUGUAUCCGUUCGAUGUGUAUCGUUCGGGAAAGGUGGUGGAUUUGGCCAACAUCGAUCCGGAACCAUCGGAAGAUUGUGAGUAUGAGCCCCACUGUAUCGAGUCGCGCCAGCAGGUGCAACCACCGAUGACGGCUGCACGGCGUUCGCAACGUUUUGCCCAGCAGCAGAGCAACAGCAAACCGUCGUCGACGGCCGGGAGCAGUGCAGGCGGCAGUGUGCGUGGCUCAUCGGAUGAGAUGUCGCCGAGCAAGAAGGAGCUGCGGCACAGGAGUAUGUUGGAGUUUGCAAGCAAACUGGCGGCUGCGGCACGCGAGCAGGCGGCCAGCAAUGGCAGUGUGGCGAAGGAGGAAAAGAGUGCGGUCGGUGGAACGCAUGGGUACGACCCGAUGGCAAAGUACAUCUGUCACAUGUGCAAUCGGGGCGACGUCGAGGAAUCGAUGCUGCUGUGCGAUGGGUGUGAUGCAUCGUACCACACGUUCUGCCUGAUGCCACCGUUGCAGGACAUUCCGAAGGGUGAUUGGCGAUGCCCGAAGUGUAUUGUGGAGGAAAAUUCAAAACCGGUGGAAGCAUUCGGGUUCGAGCAGGCGCAACGCGAGUACACGCUGCAGCAGUUCGGCGAGAUGGCGGAUCAGUUCAAGUCGAACUACUUCAACAUGCCGGUCCAUCUCGUACCGACCGAGCUGGUGGAGAAGGAAUUCUGGCGCAUCGUGUCAUCGAUCGACGAGGACGUGACGGUCGAGUAUGGGGCCGAUCUGCACACGAUGGAUCAUGGCAGCGGGUUCCCGACCAAAGCGUCACCGUAUCUCACGUCGAACGAUCAGGAGUAUGCGGAAUCGUGCUGGAACCUCAACAACUUGCCAGUGUUGGACGAAUCCAUCCUUGGCCACAUUAACGCCGAUAUCAGCGGCAUGAAGGUGCCGUGGAUGUAUGUCGGCAUGUGUUUUGCUACGUUUUGCUGGCACAAUGAGGACCAUUGGAGCUACUCGAUCAACUAUCUGCACUGGGGCGAACCGAAAACGUGGUACGGUGUGCCGGGGAGCCGGGCCGAAGAUUUCGAGCUGGCGAUGAAAUCGGCCGCACCAGAGCUGUUCCAUUCGCAACCAGAUUUGCUGCACCAGCUGGUGACGAUCAUGAAUCCAAACAUACUGAUGAACGCGGACGUGCCCGUUUACCGGACGGAUCAGCACGCGGGCGAAUUUGUCGUUACGUUCCCGCGCGCGUACCAUGCCGGUUUUAACCAGGGAUAUAACUUUGCCGAGGCGGUUAACUUUGCACCGGCGGACUGGAUGAAGAUGGGCCGUGAAUGCGUCAAUCACUACUCGAAGUUGCGGCGGUACUGUGUGUUUUCGCACGAUGAGCUCGUGUGCAAGAUGGCGCUCGAGCCGGACAGGCUUAAUUUGGGUAUUGCAACGGCAUGCUAUAUCGAUAUGGCGGAAAUGGUCGAUACGGAGAAAAAGCUGCGAAAGAAUCUUCUCGAGUGGGGUGUAUCCAACGCUGAGCGAGAAGCAUUUGAGCUGUUGACGGAUGAUGCCAGGCAGUGUGAAAUCUGCAAAACCACUUGCUUCCUUUCGGCCGUCAACUGUAAAUGUACCAAGAACCUGGCCUGCCUGCGCCAUUUUGCCGAGCUAUGCGAAUGCCCACCGGAAAACCAUACCCUCAAGUACCGGUACACGCUGGACGAGCUGCCGCUGAUGGUGCAGAAGUUGAAGGUAAAGGCCGAAUCAUUCGAAAAGUGGUUGUUCCGAGUGCGCGACGUGCUGGAUCCGUCGGUGGCGAGCAGCAUCACGCUGGAGGAGCUGCAAAGCAUUGCGCACGAAGCGGAAAGCCAAAAGUUCCCGAACAGUGUCAUACUGGAGCGAUUGAACCUGUCCAUACUGGAGGCCCAGAAGUGCAUUACGGUCAUACAGCAGCUUGAUAUUAAUAAAAUUCGCACGCGCACACGCAACUCGCUCGAGUGCGCCAAGUACAAGCUGUCGAUGGAUGAGCUGGAGCUGUUUAUCAAUGAAAUCAACAAUCUGCGGUGCGUUAUACGGGAGGGCGAUAGUGUGCGGGAGUUGCAGCGCAUUGGACAGGAAUGGCUGAGGCAGGCGGAUAAAGCGUUGAAGCAGCGGUUUAAGGACACCAAUGUGCAGCAGCUUAAUCAGCUGGUCGAGGACGGGAAUGCGCUGUGUAUCGAGCUGCCGCAGAUAACGGAGCUGAAGGAUCGGUUGACGCAGUACAAAUGGUACCGGGAGGUGCGAACGUUGCGCGAAAACACGGUCGAUCGGCUAUCGCUGGAGGAAAUCAAGAAGCUCAUUAACGAAGGCAUGCGAAUAUUACCGCACACAGUAUUAGAGAAAGAGCUGUCCCAGUUGCACGGCAUUAUGCUGCAGAUCGUUGAUUGGGAGCAGUCCGCUAAUCAGUGCUUCAAAACGGAAACACAGCACAAGAUCAGUGAGAUCGAUAGUUUACUUGAGCGGGCGCAAAACAUCGAAGCAUUUCUACCACUUGCCGGUCAACUGAAGGAUGUGCUGCAUAAAUCAAAGGAAUGGCUGCACGCGAUCGAAACCCUUGAGAGUAGCAAAAAUUACAACUUUUUCCACACACUCCAAAAUUUGGCCAAUCGCGCCAAGUUGCUACCGGUAGAGAUGGAGAGCAAAUUGCUGUGUGAAACCAUUUUCGGUACAACGACUGCCGGUGGGGGAUGUUACAAUCGCAACGGCGGUCAAAUGUUGUUGUUUAACUCGCGUGGUUUUAUCGGUGCCAGCAGUGAUGAAUGGCGCAGUAAAACGGCUUCAACGCCUUCAACGUCGCUGAAGCGGAAACGGAACGGAUCAAUCUCGAACUUGGACGAUCCGGUCAUUCCUACCAGAGGGUUGGAAACGAUUAUGAAAAAACUUAAAGAAGAUGGCAGCAUCGGGGAACACGAUAAGCGAUUGUUGCGGGCAAAGUUGCUGCUGGACUGGAACGAAACGGACGGUGGAAUUGGAAGCAGUAGUGACAAACACAUGCUUGGAAGCUAUGACAAUGUGCAGCCGCAGCAGCAGCAACUGCAGCAACAUCGUCUAAAUAGCAGCGGUUGCGACGUAGUGUAUCAUUGCGCCAAAUGCUACGAGAUGGUGGCCAAAGCAAACGUGCUGCGAAAAUAUCGCCACAAGCAGCAUCACCAUCAUUGCCGACACCAUGAACGGCACAGUAGGGUUGCCCUAAAGCAGGAGCAGAAUCAGCAUCAACAAACUACUACUACUAUUACUACUACUACUACUAACACAACUAAUCUGUCGGCCAUGGAGCAAUUGCUGCAGAUAAAAACAUUGUCGGAAGAUGAUUUUGUUGCUGACAAAGGAACAAACGAAAGGGCAACGGCGGAAACAGAUGCCGGAAGCAGUUUUGAUGAUUUUUCGUUCAAAUUUGGCGAACAUGACGAUGGGGACGACGAGCCAGAUGACGAAGAGGCGGCAGAUGAGGUGAAAGCAGAGGAUGAGGACGAUGAUGAUGAGGAGGAUGAGGCUGCCGGUGUCGGACAGCUGGGAAGGAAUGGGUGCCAUGGUUGUAAACCACCGGACGAAUCGGGCGUAGUGAAACCAUUACUCGCAUGCGGCAGGAUAAAGGCGGAACCGUUGGAUAUUUCCCCGGAACGCAACAAUGUGAAGGAAGAGGCUCAAACGCGAUACGGUUCUAAAGGUGUCGCACCGACAACACUUUGUCCAGAGAGCACUAGUCAAGCAUUGGAAGCACUAUCGGCAAAUGGAAGCCGAAGUUCCAACGGUCCUUCUCAACAGUCCGACAAACAGCGACAGGAACAACACCAACAGAGUAAUGUAGAAAGUUUAUGAUGAAGCAACACACAUCGGUACAUGAAGGAUCGGUCUUAAAAAUAAGCGUGACACGGCCGCGGCGUCGCUGAACGAGAGUAGGGGCUGGACUGAACUGAAUUUUUCAUAUACUAAUUACAGUAUAUUCUCGCGAAGAAUUGACAGUUUGUUUUGCAACAAAUGUGCGAUGGAGUUGAAGGGUGUGUAAAAAAAUAGAUAAUGGCCCACCUGCUGGCUUCUUGUCAUCCUUUGCAUGACGGAGGUCAAAGUAAAUGAACAAAAUAAGAAAUGGAUGAUAUGAUGAUCGGUGUGCGAGAGUAAAAGGGAAUUUUGCUUAAAUUAUUAGGCGCUAGGCUCCGUUUUUUGUUAGUUGAUAAGUUUUUGGAAGCAGAAUUGUCCCUAGUUGAUACGAUCGUAUCGUAGUGCCGUGCAAGGCGAAACACUUGAAACAAAAAUCCAAAAGUUUCGUAAGUGUUUUGCACUUCUGCUUGUAUAGCUCCCCUCACCUGUGCAGAAGAUGUGUUAGUUGAUAGAAAAGCUAGAAAUGUGGGUAGUGGUAGCAACAACAAAAAAAAAAAAAGGUACCUAGAGUUUGGCAAUGUAGUCCACAUCGACACAUCCUUACGAUCUUUUCUUACACAUGUUCGUUUGUUCUUUUGUUGCUUCGCGUAAAGCACAUUGAGCAUUACAAUAGCUAUUGUAUCGUACGGAAGUUGAGAUCGAAAGUGGCUUGACACAUGCACUGGUAAUGUAUUUAACCAUAUGUACACGCAUGUAUGCGCCUCCGAGGGGGAUGUCGGUGCAAGAUGCUGGCACAUAUAUAUAUAUUCGCGUCGCCCCGUUUGCUUGCGGAAGAAUUAUAUGUGAUGAUGCGUGUUUCCAAUAGGCACACAUUUUAGAUACCCGCCCUAGUUACAAUAGGUUUGUUUUAAUACUUUGUGCAUUAGCGUGUGACGACAACGACGAUAGUGGCGUCUCCUCGGCGAGGGAUAGUGUUAAUAUUGCAAAACCUGAUCCAAUAGGUAAUGCGUACUUUUAAAAUUGUACCAUAUGAAGAAUGUUUCGCGAGACCAUCCAGUUCCAGAUAUCAUGUUUGUGCAAUUUGGGUUCGAAAUAGACAACACACACACACACACACAGUGGGCAUAGUUUGGAUAAGUAUUUCAUUCACAAUUCUUGUUUUGCUAUGGUAUGGUAAGGCUAUUGCAUCCAGGUUCCUUGAGCAAACAGGGGUGAUGUAGAUCUCUAUGAUAAGGCUUCACAUGGCUAACAGUCUCACAGGAUUUGGGGUAACAAACAAAAAAAAAGAAACUUCAUCCUGAUGCAGCUCGCGCUGCCCAUUCAUGAAACCACACUCAUCACGCACCUCUAUUGCACCUUUGGACCAGACCGUAAGGGUUUAGAAUUAUUUUGUGUGCGUUGCUGUGACAAUGUGGUGUAGCAAACAGGAAAUCAUCCCCAAUAUUAAAUUAUGCAGCUCUGUUUCGUUUUAGUAAUAAAGAUUUAAAAAAAAUCAA